Molecule: messenger RNA, 249 nt
Organism: Dacryopinax primogenitus
Lineage: Eukaryota; Fungi; Basidiomycota; Dacrymycetes; Dacrymycetales; Dacrymycetaceae
Exons: 3
Coding region: 1-249 (82 amino acids)
Source: RefSeq, a predicted model, not a curated record
AUGUACCCCAGGCUUGCUCUCAGCAAUGGCAGAUACAUAGCAAUUGGGGUCGCUGGUCUGGACAUCAUCCCCCAGCUGCAAACCAAUCAUCUCAAGCACCUCAACGAGAUAUGGCUUGUGGGGUAUGUCAUGUAUGAUGUCCCAAAUGCCCUUGAAAAAAUGUCAAUUGUUUUUGAUAAUGCUGUCUUUUGGAAGGGCCACUCUCAAUGGGUUGUGAUGGAGUUCAUGGACAAGGGGAUGGUAGCAUAG